This is a messenger RNA of Cucumis melo (muskmelon), 1783 nucleotides long. RefSeq lists its product as uncharacterized. NCBI's taxonomy places the organism in Eukaryota, Viridiplantae, Streptophyta, Magnoliopsida, Cucurbitales, Cucurbitaceae. The transcript has 10 exons. Gene Ontology annotation, cellular component: mitochondrion. The coding region runs from base 90 to 1583 and encodes 497 amino acids. The record is from RefSeq and is a predicted model, not a curated record. Gene Ontology annotation, biological process: mitochondrial respiratory chain complex I assembly. Gene Ontology annotation, molecular function: protein-arginine omega-N symmetric methyltransferase activity.
AAAAAAAAAAAAAAAAAAGGAAGAAAGAAAUCCUCAAAAAAAUAGUGCACCCUUUCCUGUGGAAUUACUCCGCUCAGUUGCGCUACACAAUGCUGACACACCUACUGUCGCGGGCUCUCGCUCGCCGCUUUGCAGCCAGUGCCCACUACUCUACCUCUCCCAUUUUCGCUUCCGCUACUGCUUCUUUCCAUCGUCAAAGUUUGUUUUUUUCUUCCUCUUCUUCGUCUCAGAUUCCGGACGGUACUGUGGUUCAGCACCUGGAGAAUGAAGACGUCCUUAAUCAACGACCCUUCUCUUCUGAACCUUCCACAUCCACAAUCUCCAUUGAUCGCUCUGGCCUCUGUAACCCACCUGAGCACUCUCAUGAGCCUUCUUCGGACACUGAGCUUAUCAAGCAUCUCAAGGGCAUUAUCAAGUUUCGUGGAGGACCAAUUUCAAUUGCUGAAUAUAUGGAAGAGGUUUUGACAAAUCCUAAAGCAGGAUUUUAUAUUAAUCGUGAUGUUUUUGGGGCAGAAGGUGAUUUUAUAACAUCUCCUGAAGUGAGUCAGAUGUUUGGCGAGAUGGUUGGUGUCUGGGCUAUGUGUCUCUGGGAGCAAAUGGGACGACCAGAAAAGGUGAAUUUGGUAGAAUUGGGUCCAGGAAGAGGAACUCUCAUGGCUGAUCUGCUACGUGGUGCUUCCAAACUUAAAAACUUCACCAAUUCGUUGCAUGUGCACUUUGUAGAGUGUAGUCCAGCAUUACAGAAGCUUCAGCACACUACCUUGAAAUGUAGCGAUGAAGAUAAUAAAGCUGAUGGUGUUGAAAAAAGCAGCGUCAGCACAUUGGCUGGAACCCCUGUGUCAUGGCAUCCCACAUUGGAGCAGGUCCCCUCUGGAUUGCCCACAAUCAUUAUUGCUCAUGAGUUUUAUGAUGCCCUACCAGUACACCAAUUUCAGAGAGCUUCUCGUGGCUGGAGUGAAAAAAUGGUAGAUGUAGCUGAAGAUUCAACGUUCAAAUUUGUUCUUUCUCCCCAACCAACACCUGCAGCUCUCUAUUUGAUGAAACGAUGCAAAUGGUCUUCAAGUGAAGAGAUCGCUAAACUCAAUCAGAUAGAGAUUUGCCCCAAAGCAAUGGAGUUGACUCAAACUAUUGCCGAGAAAAUAAGUUCUGAUGGAGGUGGUGCGCUUAUUAUCGAUUAUGGCCUAAAUGGAGUUGUUUCAGAUAGUUUGCAGGCAAUUCGAAAACACAAAUUCGUUAACAUCCUCGACAAUCCUGGUUCAGCUGAUCUUAGUGCAUACGUUGAUUUUCCUUCAAUAAGGCAUGCUGCUGAGGAAGUUUCAGGCAAUGUUGCUGUGUACGGUCCCAUGACUCAGUCUCAAUUUUUAGGUUCGCUUGGCAUCAACUUUCGAGUCGAGGCACUUUUGGAAAAUUGCACAGAUGAGCAGGCCGAGUCUCUGAGGACUGGAUAUUGGCGGUUGGUAGGUGAAGGUGAGGCACCCUUCUGGGAGGGGCCUGAUGAAGAGGCACCCAUUGGAAUGGGCACCCGUUAUAUGGCCAUGGCCAUUGUAAACAAGAAGCAUGGCACUCCGGUGCCCUUUCUAUGAAAAGCUAAUUGAAAUAUUUAUUAUGGAGAAUUUUUAAUGCAUCUUGGAUAGAAUAGUGUUUCCUUACCGACAAAAGAAACCAAUACUUUGUAGAUUAGUUUUCUGCAGCGGGGUUUAUAAGUUUAUGUUUGUAAUUUGUACAAUGUGGGAACGAACUUCACCUUAUCUUCAUCAAUAAAGAGUACAUUAUUUUCCCAAUA